GGUUGUUGUUGUCGCUCCACUGCAGGCGAGUGAUGAGGAGGAGGCCCGAGUGGGCACAGAGAUGUCUGCCAAGCUGACGUUCAAGAACCCCCUUCCCGUGCCCCUCACCGACGUAUCCUUCAACAUGGAAGGCUCUGGACUCCUCAUGCCCACGGUCAAAACUUUCCGAGACAUCGAAGCGGGCGAGAGCGUCUCUCUCAGCCAGAGCUUCACGCCCACCAAGGCUGGCGAGCGGACGCUGAUGGUCAGCCUCCAGUGCAAGGAGCUGUUCCUCGUCACCGGCACACUGGAGCUCGCCGUGAGCGGACGUGCGGUGGCAGCCGACCAAGCGCUUUGAUUCCGCGCCGCGUCCUGGCAGCGCUGGACAGAGACGAAUUCCAAGAUCUCGCACCCCACCGCACCCAAUUCACAGCUCAUGGUAGCGAUGCGUUA
Lethenteron reissneri (Far Eastern brook lamprey) is the source of this 432-nucleotide messenger RNA. Its product is annotated as protein-glutamine gamma-glutamyltransferase K-like. Gene Ontology annotation, biological process: peptide cross-linking. Lineage: Eukaryota; Metazoa; Chordata; Hyperoartia; Petromyzontiformes; Petromyzontidae. Gene Ontology annotation, molecular function: protein-glutamine gamma-glutamyltransferase activity. The record is from RefSeq and is a predicted model, not a curated record.